Messenger RNA from Scaptodrosophila lebanonensis, 1803 nucleotides. RefSeq names its product WASH complex subunit 1 (gene wash). The transcript has a single exon. Gene Ontology annotation, biological process: retrograde transport, endosome to Golgi; endocytic recycling; Arp2/3 complex-mediated actin nucleation. Bases 69 to 1664 code for a protein of 531 amino acids. Gene Ontology annotation, cellular component: recycling endosome; early endosome; WASH complex. NCBI's taxonomy places the organism in Eukaryota, Metazoa, Arthropoda, Insecta, Diptera, Drosophilidae. Gene Ontology annotation, molecular function: gamma-tubulin binding; alpha-tubulin binding. The record is from RefSeq and is a predicted model, not a curated record.
UACUACAAGUUAUUGAUGUGCGUCCGACGCGAAAAUAAUUGAGUUAUAAAGGACUGACUGCAAUAAAAAUGGAUGCAUACGAUACGUAUUUACACAGUACCUACAGUAUUUCAAUAAUUCCAAGCGACUUACAUCACGAACAAACUAUUGUCAAAGCAGCCAAUUCUCUUACUAGUCUCCACAAAACAAUAAAUUCAAUUUUUUCCCAUUUUGGAACGCGUUUGGAAAGAAAUGCAGCCAAGGUCAAGGAAAUAAACGAACGUCUUCGGCGUGCACAGGCCAAAAUUGAUGCCUUCGUUGGAUCUAAGCGUGCCAUCAAAAUUAUUGCACCAGCAGAAUUUCCCGCAUGCAACGUAUUAGUUAAUAUUCCGGGUACCUUUUCGCACGUUGCGGGUCAUCUCAUGGAGUCUACGCACGAUCAACCGUCAUUAGAGAAACAGCAUCGUUUGCGACAGGUCCAACUGCAAUGUAAUGCAAUUCCCAAUUGUCAACAUUUAGAGGAUUGUACACAGGAAAAUAGCAAUAAACGGCUGGUUUUUUAUCAUGUGCAAGCAGAGGAGAACUGCGAACCGACUUUGGUUGCCGAACGUAAGUUUACGAAUCGUACAUCAGGUCUAGGCGUAUUUCCAGAGCGUCUAAGGUCGGUGCCAUCGAUGAUUCGAUUUAAUACGAACGACUUUUGCUAUGGCGGCGAUAUAACCGGAACUGUUGAGUUUAACACCUGGAGAAGCGCGCAUCAGCCGCAGAGCCAUCAGCGUGAUAUUCAGGUAAAGCCUCCAAAAAAGCAACACCUGGCGCCAGCGCCGGUUUCCUUGGCACAUGGAACAACAAAACUUGCAACACUCGGCGGGGAUUUGAGGUAUACGCCAGUGUCAUUAGCAGCACCAGCCAUCGAUGUUCCCUUGGAUUUGCCAGAUCUCCCAGGUGUCGCGAAUGAUUUGCAAUACGAGCAAGUUGAGGAGCAGAUGCCAAUAGCACCGUCUUACAAGUUUUCGGGUUUGCCAGGUUUUUCAGACUUUAUGGGUGGACCGAAUCUAAAGACAUUAAAUGAUGAAACACUUCCAGUACAAUAUGAUAAUGCAAUAUCACAGUGUGACAUAGUGACACCUAUAACAAACCUACAACCACUUCAAACACCACCAGCCCCACCACCACCGCCACCACCACCACCCAUAUUGUCAUCACCAGUGUUCAAAAAGCCUAUGCAGCAGACAACGCAACAGCCAACUGACGGCGUUUUAAAGCUGCUCUCCCCACCAACUGAAAAGUCACAAUUUCUCCCAACUCCUUAUAACCCAAACUAUAAUUCACGAGCCGAGCUCAUGGUAGCUAUACGCAAUGCUGGUGGUGCACAUGGCGGCCGACUGCGUUCACCGGCGGCAGCAUCUAUUGACGUUGAUAAUCAAAAUGUAAGUAAAUCACCGCAACACUAUGCUGGCGAUAGUGGGGUUUGUGAUUUCAUGGCUGACUUGCACAAUAAAUUAAUGAUGCGGCGCAAGGGCAUUUCUGGAAAUCAAAUUCCAGCUAAUCAUGCUGCAAAAGAGGGCAAUCCAAUGAUGAUACAACUGUCAAGGGUCAUACCGCCAACGGUACAUCCCCGCAAAGGUGCACAAUCUAGCGAUGAGGCUUAUUCUGAUGACGAUGAUGAUGCUUGGACGCCGUAGCGCAUCGUACAAUAAUAUUGUUAAUUUUCUUUAACCAAAUCCAACCAAAACUGUACUGUCAAUCCAGCAUGUUAAAUUAGCACAGGUUUUAGGUUACAAUUUAAAAGACUUCCAAUAAACACACAAUCUAGCAUGACAA